Messenger RNA from Sesamum indicum (sesame), 1265 nucleotides. RefSeq lists its product as uncharacterized. NCBI's taxonomy places the organism in Eukaryota, Viridiplantae, Streptophyta, Magnoliopsida, Lamiales, Pedaliaceae. Gene Ontology annotation, molecular function: RNA-DNA hybrid ribonuclease activity; nucleic acid binding. The record is from RefSeq and is a predicted model, not a curated record.
AUACUACCAACAGCGUGCCAAUUGCUGCUACCAGUUCUCUUUUAACAGAUACAGAUCACUUCACUCUUGACGUUGCGCUGAAUCUCUGUGAGUAUCUAAGCGGAAAGAUGGGGGAUGAAAAGGAUGCUUUUUAUGUUGUGCGGAAGGGGGAUGCAGUUGGAGUGUAUAAAAGCAUAAGUGAUCUUCAAUCUGUUCUUCGAUCUUCUGUAAAUGAUCCUUCUGUAAGUGUGUUUAAAGGGUAUGGUUUGUCUAGAGAAGCUGAGGAAUAUCUCUCGUCUCAUGGACUUAAGAACGCUAUUUAUUCUAUUGAUGCCAGCGAUGUGCAAGAUGAUCUUUUUGGCCAACUUAUCACUUGCCCCUUUCGGGAACCUAAUUCUUCUAAAGAGAAAUCAGCUAGCAAGAACCAUUCGGACAAAAGGCCACAGGAUGUUAUUGGAUCAGCUUCAUUUCCAGCCAAUUCUCAGCUAAAGCAUGCCAAAUUAGAUAAUUUCCUCCAAGUUCCUCCAAUUUCUUCUUAUUGUCUUGACUUCCCAUUUCAUGUACAGUGUUCGUGUAUUCUCGAGUUUGAUGGUGCUUCAAAGGGCAAUCCUGGACAAGCUGGUGCAGGGGCUGUGCUGCGGGCAGCAGAUGGAAGCAUGGUGUUUCGAUUGCGUGAAGGUGUUGGUAUUGCAACCAAUAAUGUUGCUGAAUACCGAGGUGCCAUUUUGGGAUUAAAAUAUGCUCUUCAGAAAGGGUUCAAACAUAUACGCGUUCAAGGAGACUCUAAACUUGUUUGCAUGCAGGUUCAGGGUCUAUGGAGAACCAAAACACAGAACAUGACUGAAUUAUGUAAGGUGGCUAAAGAGCUCAAGGAUCAGUUUAUGUCUUUCCAGAUAUGCCAUGUUGAAAGAGAUUACAACACUGAAGCUGAUGCCCAAGCAAACUUAGGAAUACAUCUAAAAACCGGUGAAAUUCAAGUGGAAUGUGACAUGAAAUAAUGACCUAAAUGCUCUAAGGAAUGGACGGCUACUUACCGAUUCCUGAAAGCAUAAUGCUAGCAGAUUCAUCUGGUUCUGCUUUCUGUCGGUCUGGUGCAAACAGAUUCUAAAUUGUAGAUAAAUUACCAGGAAUAUGGUUUGUAGCAGAACUACCCUGAGAAAUUGGAUUUAGAAGUUAUCAGUCAGCUGAUAUUUCUAAUCUAGGUGCUUCUCACGGAAGAGCUGAAUCCUCUUAUGUAUGUAUGGUUUAAAGAUUUUCUAAAUCACGGGGUCCUGCUAUUUUUCUAA